AUGCAUCGCGCAGCAGUGAGGGCCUUGCGGACAACCUACCGAUGUACGGCUCGUAGCUUCGCACGCAACAGCCGACGAGGUCUCUUCGACCAUCAACCACCUUCCUCAUUCUCCUACUCGACCCGACACGGCCUGCGAUCCUCCUCUCAGGCGACCCAGCAUCACCAACCAUACCCUGAGCAUGCUGUGCAGCCGCUAAAGUCCUCCAUGUACAUCCGCCGCUUCUCAGUCGCCCUUGUGUCUACCCUCGUCGGUUACGGCGCCUGGUACUCGUACAACGGAACCUCCAGCCUCGACAAGUCCCAGAGCUUGACGAGGAGCUUCACCACAGGUGCCGCCACCGGUGGAGAUGCUACCCCGACCCGCGCUGUCCUUGUUGUUGGAGCCGACCAGCUACACACCGGCACAUUUGUAGGGGAAGGGCCCAUCUCCAAGACGACCAGCGACGACGGACGCAAGGUUAUCGAGAUGUUGACACCUGAGCAAGUUACGGAGAAGCUGCGCAAGACUGAGCAGUCAUUCCUCGUCAACAGAGGACAGGGUGUCGUGAGAUAUGACUUGGUUCAACUGCCCAGCAACGACCCCAUCGAGGACGAUCAUGCCGAAAAGAUCGUCGAGGUCCCUAACAAGGCGGCCGGUGCGGAGGGAAAAAGCAACGACUGGAUGUUCUGGGGUGUCUUUGACGGCCAUGCUGGCUGGACUACCUCGGCGAAGCUUCGCCAGGAGUUGAUCCUUUCUGUGGCCAAGGAGCUCAACACCACUUACCAAUCGUCCACUGACUUGUCACCGCCCGCCGAAGCCAUCGAUGCCGCCAUCAAGUCUGGCUUUACCCGUUUGGAUGACGAGAUUGUCAACCAGAGCGUCGAGAGGGUCCUGAAGGCUGGCUCCAAGACCAUGGCCGCAGAGCUUCUCGCGCCCGCUCUUUCUGGAUCCUGUGCUCUCCUGUCCUUCUACGAUAGCAGAUCGAAGCUGCUGCGCGUAGCCUGCACCGGUGACUCCCGCGCCGUUCUCGGUCGCCGAUCGGCUUCUGGUAAAUGGACGGCUACCGCGCUCUCCGUCGACCAGACGGGCAGCAACCCCGAUGAGGCUGCUCGCAUGCGCAAGCUCCACCCUGGCGAAGACCGCGUCGUGCACAACGGCCGCGUCCUCGGUGGCCUAGAGCCCACCCGUGCCUUCGGCGACGCAAGCUACAAGUGGAGCCGCGAGAUCACCAACCGCCUCAGAGAGUCCUUCUUCGCCCGCUCUGCCUCGCCCCUCCUGAAGACGCCUCCCUACGUCACGGCCGAGCCCGUCGUCACGACGACCAAGAUCGAGCCCGAGAACGGCGACUUUGUCGUCAUGGCCACUGACGGCCUGUGGGAGAUGCUGACCAACGAAGAGGUUGUUGGUCUUGUCGGCAAGUGGAUCGAGAGCCAGAGCAGCGGCUCCGGAUCGCAGUUCGACUCGGCCUGGUCUAAGAUCUUUGGCUCGAAGAAGUCCGGUCUGCCUGUCGAGCAAGCCAACGAUAAGGGUGUCGAUGGCCAGAAGACACCUAUCCGCAUGCAGCAGUGGGGACUCUCCCCCGACGCUCCUGAACGCUUCGUCGUCCAGGACAAGAACGUGGCUACUCACCUUGUGCGCAAUGCCCUCGGCGGCAAGAACGAGGAGCAGGUUUCUGCGUUGCUGACCCUGCCCUCCCCCUUUUCCAGACGUUACAGGGACGACUUGACCGUCCAGGUCAUCUUCUUUGGCCAUGGCGAGAAGACGGGUGAGGUCAACCUCAACGAGGAGGCUACGGCCCCGUCCAAGCAGCAGCCCAUCAAGGCGAAGCUUUAA
Colletotrichum truncatum is the source of this 1815-nucleotide messenger RNA. Its product is annotated as Protein phosphatase 2C-like protein. Gene Ontology annotation, cellular component: mitochondrion. Gene Ontology annotation, biological process: protein dephosphorylation. The record is from RefSeq and is a predicted model, not a curated record. Gene Ontology annotation, molecular function: [pyruvate dehydrogenase (acetyl-transferring)]-phosphatase activity. Lineage: Eukaryota; Fungi; Ascomycota; Sordariomycetes; Glomerellales; Glomerellaceae.